Petromyzon marinus (sea lamprey) is the source of this 2868-nucleotide messenger RNA. RefSeq names its product elongin A (gene ELOA). The record is from RefSeq and is a predicted model, not a curated record. Gene Ontology annotation, cellular component: nucleus; elongin complex. Gene Ontology annotation, biological process: transcription elongation by RNA polymerase II. NCBI's taxonomy places the organism in Eukaryota, Metazoa, Chordata, Hyperoartia, Petromyzontiformes, Petromyzontidae.
CCCCCUUCCUCCACUUGACGACUCCCCCUCGCAUCCACGGCAUUCUCUUCCGGGGCGGCUGUGUGCGGGUGUCAUGGCCUCCGUGUACGACGAGGUGGCGAGCCUCCAGGGCCGCCUCCAACGCGAGAAGCAUGGGGACAAGGUUUUAAAGAUUUUGAAGAAACUGCACGCUUUGCCAGUCACGGUUGAGAUUCUGGCGGAAACGGGCGUUGGAAAAUCGGUGAACUCUCUGCGUAAAGAUCCACGCGUGGGUGACGUGGCACGAGCGCUGGUGCUGGAAUGGAAGAAGCUGGUGCCCCAGGAUGAAUGUGCGCCCCGUCCCAUCUCCCAUCGGAGUGUGGAGCAUGGCAGGAGAGACCAGCAGUAUCCCGAGCACACAGCGGAGAACGCUCCAAGUGGCAAGUAUUCCCAGGAGGGCGACGGGGACUCGGACAUGGAAGACAGAGCGCCUCCACAAAGCUUUGUGCGUCAGGAUCACGCGGCCCACAACAAUAUCGUCCACAAGCGACAUGCGAACAAGGGCAGUCCGUGCGACAUGAGGACCGUAAAGACAGUGUCCAGAGAGGGACUCCACACCACGUCAAAAUCAAACAGCUCGGAGGACUUGACAGAAAAAUCCGAGCUUCCCACGCCAUCACUGGGCAAGAGCACACAGAAGCAGAAACACACGUCUGGGGAUGGGAGAACAAAACACAAGGCAAGCAGGACUGAGCAGCAAACAGACAUUCCCAGCAACAAAGCCGAGUUCAGCAGCAGAGAUUCUCGAAAGGAAAGUAAGAUGAAGCCUGAGAGGCAAGCGGCUCCGAGACACGCCAAGGGCUCUCUGCUGAGCGAUGAUGAUUUUGACAGUCCCACCAUGCCCUUUGAGUCCUACCUCAGCUACGACCAGCCACAGAAGAAAAAGAAAAAAAGAUGUAAUGAGGAGCCGGUUGGUGAGAAACUGUGGCACAGCAUGGCGCCGGCAGCAGAGGCAGUGAACCGAGCGAAGAGGGAUGGCAGUGCGGAGUGUGUGGAACCAGUGCCUGAAAGGGCAUCGAGGAAACAGGGAGCAAACGCCGAAGGUCAACGGAGACUAGAGAACCCCUCCAGUGCCUCCAGAUCCAAAAAGCACAAGUACGAGGUGGUGCCCUCGCUUCCGGACAUCACGCUGCCCCUCAUUCAGCCGAACUACUGGCCCCUGCCCUCGGCAGAGCUCCUUGAGCUCUCACCACAAAAGAAGAAAGCGUUGCAGAGCUCCGUGGCUCCACUGGAUGACGGCUUCACGGGGAAACGCCUGAACAGCAAGAUGGCUGUGUACUCAGGCACCAAGACGGCCUUCUUACCCAAGAUGAUGUCGCUGUACGAGCAGUGCCUGCGCGUGCUGCAGAACAACAUUGAUUCCAUUCACGAGGUUGGCGGGGUGCCCUAUGACAUACUGGUGCCAGUGCUGCUGCGUUGCACGCCGGAGCAGCUCUACCGCAUUGAAGACUGCAACCCGAGCUUUGUGGAGGAGACGACUGAGCUGUGGGCGGGACACUGCGCACGAGAUUUCCGCAAUGAGGCAAGGCAAGAGUAUGAAUCGUGGCGAGAGUUGUACCUGCGCAAGUACGAAGAGCGGGAAGCACGCCUCAAGCGACUCACCCAGUCCAUCAGCAGCACCCACUCCAGCAAACCUAAAGGGCGCCAGGUCAAGUUGGCAUUUGUGAAUACAACGGUGAAGCCACCGCGUGAUGUGCGACGUAAACAGGAGCGUCACGGCACAGGGCGUCCCACGCCUUUCGGUGCUACCGAGCGCUUACGGGACAAGACUCCUGUUGCCUUGGUUCCGUUGAGUGGGGAGUGUCAUGCAAUGGCGAGUGCAGGUGGGAACUCCGAUGGGACAUCCGUUCGACCGCGCUCGCUCAGCCCAGUCCCAGGACCCUCCUCAUCUGGGUCAUCAGCAGGCGGAGAUAAGAGACAAGUCAAAAAAGUCGCACCAAUGAUGGCAAAGACCCUGAAAGCUUUCAAGAACCGUUUUGGCAGGAGGUAGACAUGUGGCGUGGAGGGAAAAGCUGUGCAAGGCGGAAGGCGCAGGACGGCGCCUGCACCUGGCAACGCUGCUGUGCUGCUUGAGCCCUGGGCCCCAGCCCCGCUCCUCGAACUACUGCACCACUACACACAUUCGGGCUGGCACUUGAAAUUUUAAUUUUUUAAACUUUUUUUAUUUUAGAUUUGAAGUUUUCGUGACUGCAAGGAUCCAUACUCUUUGGUUAUUUCGGUAAAGUCACGUAGGUAAAAAAUAAUAAUACAUUUUUGCAGUUUUCAUCAUGAACUAAUCAAGUGAGAUGUGAACGAUGGGGGAAGUUAUAAGGAACCCCCUGGCUGCCUGUUUCUUCAUCACUCGGACCUAUGCUUCAUGCUUGUCAAUCUUAUACGCUGUUGCUCUAAUUUUGGUGCCGUUUUUUCAAUGAAGGAACGCAAGAGACCCGAGAUCGUUGUAUUUAAUGUGGCACAGGAAAUAGCUGUUGUUCUUUAAAGAUAUGGUUGGUGGCCAUCUGCGCUUGUGAUUGCAUACCGGGAGACCCUUAUACAUUUCCCGAGGCAAAAUGCCACGAAGAUUACAACUCGCACUAAAACUGUACCCAGAGAAUUCUGCAGCGUCUUUAGGUUUCCGUUUUAUUACCACUUUAGCUGUGGUGCGUGUGGACAAAGAGGCUUGCCCAUACUUCCCUGUGAUGCGUGAACGUCCAUGGGGCCUUGAAGGGCUCGAGAAGGCAGUGCAUUGGAACGUCCGAUGUCGGUCAUUUUCACAAUGAAAUGGCUGAGCUCAGCCAAACGUGUAGACAUGUUACACCGUGGUGUAAAGUGUAACUUAAUACAUUGUAAAAUAAAAACACGAAUCGUAACUCA